Molecule: messenger RNA, 2428 nt
Organism: Rosa rugosa (rugosa rose)
Lineage: Eukaryota; Viridiplantae; Streptophyta; Magnoliopsida; Rosales; Rosaceae
Product: UDP-glucose flavonoid 3-O-glucosyltransferase 7-like
Exons: 1
Coding region: 1-1449 (482 amino acids)
Molecular function (GO): UDP-glycosyltransferase activity
Source: RefSeq, a predicted model, not a curated record
AUGGAAACCAAAACUGAGCAGCAGCUUCACAUUUUCUUCCUUCCCUUUAUGGCUCAAGGCCACACUUUACCCCUUAUAGACAUAGCCAAACUAUUUGCUUCACGUGGUGUAAAAUCCACCUUAAUAACCACCCUCGUCAAUGCACCACUUUUCUCCAAAGCAAUCCAAACUAGCAAAAGUUUGGGUUUCGAAAUCGAACUUCUUGUCAUCAAAUUCCCAUCUACUGAAGUCGGGUUGCCUGAAGGAAUUGAAAGAACUAACUUGCGUAAAAAGCAAGAGCAGGCGGAUAAUUACUUCAGAGCCACCAAUCUGCUUGAGCAACAGGUUGAGCCAAUUUUAGACCAACAUCGUCCUCACUGUCUUGUUGCAGACUCUCUGUUUCCUUGGGCUACAGAUGUUGCUGCCAAGUUUGGGAUUCCAAGGAUCAUCUUUCAUGGACCCGGUUUUUUCCCCUUGUGUGCUUCAACUAGUGUGAUGCAGUACCAACCUCAGAGGGAGGUUUCAUCUGAUUCAGAAUCUUUUGUUGUUCCUGGUCUCCCAGAUGAGAUCAAGAUGACAAAAAACAAACUAGCUCCUUUUCUUACUUUAGAUGGUGAGUCAGAACUCAUCAAAGUGGUCACAGCAUCCCAAUUGGCUAAUGAAACAAGCUAUGGGAUUAUAGUUAACAGCUUCUAUGAACUUGAACCAGCUUAUGCAGAUCAUUAUAGGAAGGUGUUUGGCAGGAAAGCAUGGCAUAUAGGCCCAGCUUCUUUAUGCGAGACAGAAAAAGAUAAAUUACAGAGGGGAAGGGAAGGCUCGGUUGAUGAAGUUCACGAGUGUUUGAACUGGCUUAAUUCUAAGAAACCCAAUUCUGUUGUUUAUAUAUGUUUUGGAAGCCUGACCAAUUUCAGUGAUUGUCAGCUCUUAGAAAUCGCCUUGGCUCUUGAAGCUUCUCGACAGCAAUUCAUUUGGGUUGUGAAGAAAGAAAAUAAUGAUAAAGAAGAGUGGCUGCCUGAAGGAUUUGAGCAGAGAGUGGAGGGAAAUGGAUUGAUUAUAAGAGGUUGGGCUCCCCAACUACUGAUUCUUCAACAUGAAGCAGUUGGGGCCUUUCUCACUCAUUGUGGGUGGAACUCAACCCUUGAAGCAGUGUGUGCUGGGAUCCCAAUGAUCACAUGGCCAGUGUCCGCAGAUCAGUUUUACAAUGAGAAAUUGGUGACUCAGAUAUUAGGGAUUGGGGUUGCUGUUGGUGUUGAAAAAUGGGAGGAUGAUAGUGUGAAGGGUGAAGCCAAUAUGAAGAAGGGGACCAUAGAGAAGGCCGUGACUGAAUUCAUGGUCAGUCAUGAAAAAGAGGAAAUGAGAAGCAAAAUUCUUGAACUCAGAGACCUCGCAAGGAGGGCAGUUGAAGAAGGUGGUUCAUCGUUCUUGGAUUUAACUGCUCUAAUUGAAGAGUUGAAGUCUCUCAGGUUUUGAUUCUCUUGAAUCAGCAAAGAUGAAUUGUAAUUUGAAUUGUUGGCGCAGCUACAUAUAAUUUGUAGAAGUUAAAAUAAAUAGAAAAAGAGUAAUUAUUGUAUUUCAGCAUAUGUGAUAAAUAAUAAGUCCAUAGAUUUUUUCUCUCUUUGUUUUCAGGCAGUAACCCAAUAAAAUCCUAAUCUAAUGCUGAAGAACAUUAGUCAUCAAUCGAAUGAUGAUUGUAUAUAUGUAAGAAUGCAAGUGCCAAAAUGAACACACCAAAGAUAUCAACAAUAAGUUUCAGAAGCAUAAUGCUAACUGAAGUAAGAAUUUUGUUUAAAAAAUCCUUUGAUCUAAUCACCUCAACAAACAAAAAACGUUGCUGUUUUCUUCCAAGUUUAUGUUAAAAAUUGAAUAAUUAAACUAUUGUGUCCCAUAUAACAACAACCGCACAAAUUUAUAUACCAACACUAUCAACUAGUCCUUCCAGUAAAGCCUUACCAGUUCAAUUUCUUCUUCAUUGCUGCUAAUCUUUUAGAAGCAAAUAGAGAGAGGAAAACCAGUCAGUCUUGCAGUUCUGUCGAUCAGUCAAACCUUACGAGUUCACUUACUUCUUCAUCAAGACACUUCUGUCAGGAAGUAAUACUAAACAACUUUGAAACAAAUAGUGUGAAUGAAUGAGGACUUGAUAGUUUGGAAGAAACAGGUUGUAAUAAUUAAAAUAAACCGACCUCUUUUUCUCUUGAUCUUUUCAUAGAAACAUUGUAUGCAGGGGAAAGAUUGAGCUGAUGUAAAUACCUGAAGUCCAUUUGACCUGAAUCAGAUGAAGAUGACUGCAAUAACCUAUUUAAUCUGCCGAAGACGUGAGUGAAGAGCCUUGGAUCUUCAUCAAUCAUCACCAGUGGUUCACUACACAAAGGCGCUGACAAUAAAUGUAAUUCAAUCAAAAUAUGUAAUAAACCUCCCCAUGCACCAAAAGUCCAAAAUACAAACUAGUUUA